Messenger RNA from Oryzias melastigma (Indian medaka), 2103 nucleotides. RefSeq names its product homeobox A11b (gene hoxa11b). Gene Ontology annotation, molecular function: RNA polymerase II cis-regulatory region sequence-specific DNA binding; DNA-binding transcription factor activity, RNA polymerase II-specific. The transcript has 2 exons. Gene Ontology annotation, cellular component: nucleus. NCBI's taxonomy places the organism in Eukaryota, Metazoa, Chordata, Actinopteri, Beloniformes, Adrianichthyidae. Bases 1133 to 1936 code for a protein of 267 amino acids. The record is from RefSeq and is a predicted model, not a curated record. Gene Ontology annotation, biological process: anatomical structure development; regulation of transcription by RNA polymerase II.
UUAUCAAUCAUUUCUACAUUUUAUAACCUCAUCAAAUUGUAAAAAUGUGUAUAAAUAUAAUUAUAUUUCCUAUAGGUGUUAUAAUCACCAACAUAAACCCCACUUUUAUACGGGUUGAAGAUCCACUCCUCUUGUCUUGUUGCAGUUUUAGCGCAUUAAACUGGAUCUGAUGCGUCAAUUGGUCUAAAAGUCCUCAUAUUGUUUAUGAUAUUUGGUGACAUAAAUAUUAUUCUGCAGCGAUGACAACAAAGGGAAACCCAAGAGGGGAGUCUUAUAUAAGAGAUAAGAAAAACAGUCUGGAGCCCUCUUUGCCAAAUUAUUUAUAGCUCAUGAACGUCUCCUCUGCUCUGUUCUGCCCAAGUAUGUCAGCUGAUCAUCUCCAGUCUCCAUACUUUAUAAAGUCUUAUUCUGCCAAAAAAUAAAUAAAUAAAUACAUGGAUGUAUAGUUUUGUCUGUGUGGUCAAAAGACGCUUCCGGGUCCAAAGGACAAUAAAGCCUUCUUGUUCAUUGUCGUUUUCUCUAAGAACACUGAGCCACAUGUGACCUUUAACCACCUCACACCAACAAACCCACCAGUCCCAGAUCUGGGUCAGGGAAACGGCAAGAUUUAGCUGCUCCAUCAGAGUUUACGCGCGCGCUUUUCCUCCACGAUUGAGCAUCCAUGACGCACAUUUAUAGUAAGUCUAAAGCCAUUUUAUAGUGUGGCUAAAAAACAUAUUUUGUCUUUAAGUGCAUCUUGAAUCCAAGUUAAAAGGGAAGUUUGCAAACAAACAAAACAGAAAUGUGGGUAAAAAUGAGAUUAUUUUAUAAGUUUUCCUUUUUAAUUUAUAUAAAGUGUAAAUCAAGUCAUUUUAAGUACAGUAUUAACUUGUUUUUCUUUUAUUUAUAUGUAACAAAACAGUAUAGGCCGACUCUCUGAAAGUCUCCGGGCGUCUACACGUGGAGACAUAGGCUAUCUGUCAUAAUGUGCCAGUGGUCACAUGGCUUUGGCCCUCAGGAAUGGAUAGCGAUGGAUUCCCACGUCACCUUGUACGUCUAAGGAUUUCUGCUCCAGCAGUCAGCCUCAAAGUGGCUGAAGCGCAGCGGCGCGCAGGAACAAUGCGCGGAUUAUCCUAGGACGUCUCCUCAGAAUAUGGAUUUGGAUGAGCGGAUUUCGGGCUCCAGUAUGUAUUUACCGAGCUGCACUUACUACGUGUCCGGAGCAGACUUCCCGGGUCUCCCUCAUUAUUUGAGCCAGAGCCAGUCCUCUCACCCCGUCCCUUACUCGUACCAGUCCUCUGCGCUCCCGCAGAUCCCGUCCGUGAGAGAUGUCGCUUUCAGAGAUUAUGGCAUUGAUGCUUCGAGUAAAUGGCACCACAGCAGGGGGAGUCUGUCCCACUGCUGCGCUGAGGACAUGCACAGAGACAGCUGGGCGUGCUCGCGGGGGGGAGAGGUCCCGGUGAAAGGCGCGUCGGGGCACUCCGGCUCCUCCAGCGCCUCUUCUGCGCUCGGCGGGGGCAGCGUUGGGCGGAACGGGGUCCUGCCUCAAGCCUUCGACCAGUUCUUCGACCCGGCCUACGGGAGCGCGGAGGGGAGCGUCCCAGAGGCGGACAGACAGUCCAGAACGAGCCCGGCUCCGGCUCACGCUGCAGGCUCGGACUCCGCGGAGAGCUGCAGCCCCAAGUCCUCCUCCGGGAACAGCGAGGAGAAACAGAGCAGCAGCGGCAGUGCUCCGAGGACGCGCAAGAAGAGGUGUCCGUACUCCAAGUACCAGAUCAGGGAGCUUGAGAGGGAGUUCUUCUUCAGCGUCUACAUCAACAAAGAGAAGCGCAUGCAGCUCUCCAGGAUGCUCAAUCUGACAGACCGACAGGUCAAAAUUUGGUUCCAAAACAGGAGAAUGAAGGAGAAGAAACUGAACAGAGACCGUUUACAAUACUACACAAACCCUCUGCUAUAAAAACUGGACCCAGACUGCUGCCACCCCCACUCCCCCCACUCCCCAUUCAGACAGACUAAACAUUCGUGCCAUAAAGUGGACCAUACUUUUUUGUUGUCUUUUCAAAAUCUCUUUUUCUCCUUUCUAUUGUUAUUAUUAUUAUUAUAAAUAUAUUAUCAUUAUUGUGA